Molecule: messenger RNA, 3918 nt
Organism: Venturia canescens
Lineage: Eukaryota; Metazoa; Arthropoda; Insecta; Hymenoptera; Ichneumonidae
Exons: 9
Coding region: 1286-3571 (761 amino acids)
Source: RefSeq, a predicted model, not a curated record
UCCCUCCCUCUUUUCAACUCUUUCUCUCUCUCUUUGGCCUUCCUAUCUUUCAGUUCCGAGAUGAAUCGGUGCACAGUGUUCGCUGGACUGUGGAUACUCGAAUACCGAUAUCUCGCGAGCGCUCUGCUCCGGGAGUCCCGUUUUUCAAACAUCGCUUUUCAAAGGUUAUAGAAUCGAAGCAGGUGUCGCUCGGAAGUAAUGAUCGAUCUCGCGGAUGUGGGCUCAAGAUUGGCGUCGGCGUCGAAGCCAUUUUCACCGAUUCUCUCAACACGGGAGUGAACGCCAUUGGAAUAAUCGUUCGAGUGCUCCUUCGUCGGAUCCCCUCGGCUCUACGGCUCUGCGCGUUGAUGUAUAAACGCCCGAAUCUAAUCCCGAGAUCCCCAGCAGUGCCGAAAGACCGACCCGCGUCCGUUUCGCUGCUCUCUUUCGUCUCUCAAAAGUGUCCGAGUGCAUGUGCAGUGUUUACACUCGCGUUUCUCCAAUUGCCCGCGUUUGUAGGUAUUCGGGAGACGGAGAAUGAGCGGCGGGCCCCGAGUGCUCGGUACCAGCCGCACCGUACCAGUCGCCAAUUCCUCUGACCGCGCUUAUCAUCUUCCGGAUUCCUUCGACUUCGUCAUCAACAUCUUCACUCUCUUCUGAUCCUUCUUCAACCUCAACGAAUUCGACGAAGACUCUUCUACACCGACUUUCCAGAAGAUUUCUGAGGCUGGACCGCGGGGUCAAUGCGCGUCGAACGUUUUUACGGCUCGACGUUCUUUUGCUCAUCGUUGACUUUUCACCGCUGGUACAACGAUUUUCGAUCUCUCAUUUUUGAACGGAGGCGUGGGAAGUUGGAGGAAAGCGAGCGCUAUUUUUAGCUCCCGGUGAUUCUUUCUCGCUUUUUGUUUACGGGAAUGUCUCUUCGCGGUGGGUUAUAACCGGAGGAUCUUAUUUGAGAAGAUUUCUCCUCGGAUGUGAGCCUCGUCUUGGGGGAAAGUCGGAUGCCGAUCGUAUUUUAAUAAGCGAGCGAGUGUUAAGUGCGUUGGUUCGUCAUCGUUUCGCGGUUUUCCUCCUCCGUUGGGGCAGGUCAUGAGAAACUGGUGGCAUCGGUGCGCGAUGACCUACAUCCGUUCGAUAGCUGGGGCGUGCGAGAAGACUUCACAGACACCGGCACCGAGAAAAUCCCACGGCUGAGGUCGGGUUUUUCGACGGCACGCAACUCCUUUUCCACCGCUGACGGAUAACCUCGAAGCGACUUUAAUCGCGAGGGAAUUUCUGGCGGAGAAGUUCCUCAGGAAGAUUUAAAAUGGGACAAGCCUGGUGCAAAGAAAAAUCCACCAAAGCGCAGGACUCGAAAUCACCUCUCGACAGAGUUUUCCUCCGCUGCGCGCAUCGAAUUUAUCCAGGCUUGAAGGAAGAGGGCUCGGUACUGGGCGGGGCAACUCAGAGAGUAACAAGUUCGGAGAUCGGAUACGCGAGUUCACCGCCACGUGAAGUUCUGACAAGAGGUCAGAGUAUCGAUUCGGUCGACAGACCUUUUCAUCCGAGCGACUGGGUCGACGUUAAUCUCGAAGUUCCGGUAACACCGAGAACAGGUACCGCGAUGACGAACUUGAGUCUCGAGAGGAGCAUCUAUCCACCAGCCGCAACUCUUACUUCUACCAACUUCAGUGGUUCGAACUCGAGAGACUUUACUCCGGUUCCACCACCGAGACGAAAGAAGAAAAAUCGCGGACGACCUCUGCCACCGAAACCCGACGAAGUUACGAAAAGUCACGGUGAUCGUGGCCUGAUUAGGAGCUCCAAAGAUUCGAGACACUCCGCUCACGAGCCUCUUUACUCUUCUGUCAAAUUGCCCAAAAAUUGGCCCAACGACAGAGAAGUUUUUGAGCACAAGGUUAAUGGAACCGGAAGAGUGAUCCCGAGCGUCGUGGUCGCCGCAAGCAAAUCAAAUCGCGAAAAAUCUAGUCGUGAAGGUGAGAGAUUUGGUGAGAAGAAACAUUCGAGACCAAAAAACAGCAGCACAGUGAGUCUGCCGAAUUAUUCGGAGCUCGAGCCCUCCAACGAGGUUGCGUUGGGCGAGGAAGAUGCAGAAUUAAAAAUCCACAAGAUCACAGCCGCCGGCUCGCUUCCGUCAUUGAUAACGAGCGGGGCGUUGGAAGAUUUGAAAAAAAGUGACAACGAGAAGAGGGAAAGGGAGGCUGUGAAACUGGACCGAGGCGAGGACGGGAAAAAAGCUUCGUUCGACGAAGUCGACUUCUUAUUCGACGUGCCAAAUAAUCAAAAUACCUUGAAUUCGAUCCUCGAGCUAAAUGGACCGAAACUCACUUCAACACCGAUUAAAAAUGGCCUCGCUAAUGACUCGAGGUCUCCGACUUUUGGUGGCGGAUGGUUUUUGCACCCGGACAGAGCUCCGGAAUCUCACAAUUCUUCAGGAAUCAACGACUCGGAUAAACACGAGUCAGCAAAAACUUUGUUCUACGAUUGUCAGAAAGAUUCCCGAAGCGAGGUGUUUUUCGAGGCUAAGGAAAGCCUGUUGCAGCAGAGCGAAGAUAAUGGCGAGAAGGAAAAGGAGAUCGAGGGAGGCGUGGACGGAGGGCGAGGGAGACGAAGCCUGGAGAGAACUUUGCCGAACGAGAGCGAGCCGUUGGACGUUUGCGAGGAGAAAGAGCUCCUCCGUGAGGGUGAUUCGAGGAUGGCGAUGCGGUCGGAUUCCGAAGUCAAACUUCUCGGUAGAACGAUAUCCGAGGAAUCGUUGCCUCAGGAAAUGCUGGAGAACGAAGUGGAUUUUUUCGAGGACAAAAGGCCAAUUGAAUCCGCAGAGGAAAAUCAAAAGAAGGAAGAUAAGAAAGUGUCGGUGGAAUCGACGAGGAACGGCGACGACACGAAGACGCCUCCGCCUAGUCCAGAGCCGAAAAUCAAACCACAAAUUUUCGACAACGAUCAUUCGACGCUUUUGAAAGUUUUGCGGGACGAAGCUGAAGGGAGUAAUUUGAGCUCGAUGACGCCGAGCUUGACUGAGUUGGAAGCCGCCUUGUCGGACAUGUUGGACCGAGAAGAAGAUCAACCGUCGAAAGGCGAGCCCUCGGAGAAGGUCCGACCGGAGGCAGUGGCGGUAGAAAAACCGUUGGAGAGCCCGAUCGAGCCGAGAAUCGUUCCACUCGACACCGAGAAGGAAAAAUCCGAUUCGGGAGUCCCCCAGAGCCUGAAAACCAUUUUGGAUGCUCCAGAAAACGUUCCCAAGACAGAAAAAUCGACAGAGAACCCGUCCGAGGAUCCCCCAAUGGUAGAAAUCGAUUUGACCAACGGACACAAACCAGAACCAGAAAAAACCCCGAAAACUGGUUUUCCUCAAGUCGGCAUCGAAAAUCUGCCCCCUUACACGUGUCCUGCAGGCGAACCACCUGAAAAACCGAGCAGGCUUCACCACAACAACAGUCACGAGGAGGCCCAAGAAAACUCAGGAAACAUUCCAACGCCCCCGAGACGAAGGAAUCGUUACAGCGGCUACACUCCGAGCAUUCUCGACCGAAGAUCGUUGGAAAGAACUGCCACGCCUGAAAACCCUUACCCGAACGACAGGCUCAUAUAAAACGAUAUCGAAGUAUCGAUCAAUGCUGAAGCACUGAUGUCGAAAAAACGAACGAAAACGAAAAGCGAAAUUGUACAUGUUUGUACCGAAGGAAAAUAACGUAAAAUUUAAUCGUAAACUUUCCACCAACGCACGUCCGGAAAGUCUUUGUAACUGAAUUUUAUUUCUCUCGUUUAGGAUUAAUGGAAUAUCUAGAUUAAACACAAAUAAUAUAUAACUCGAAAUGAAUUUUCACGAAGCAUUCCUUCCCCAUGGGAAAUCGUGUGGAGCCGAUGAAUAAAACGAAUAUUAAUAGUAAAAAUGCACUAAAUAUUUACGUAAUAAAUGAUGCCAUAGAUAUAUUUCAA